Adineta ricciae is the source of this 2364-nucleotide messenger RNA. The record is from the annotation of a GenBank genome assembly. Lineage: Eukaryota; Metazoa; Rotifera; Eurotatoria; Adinetida; Adinetidae.
AUGGCUUAUUCUGAUGAUAUAACGUUAAUAUGGUUAAGCACGACAACAAAUGAAGAUCAUGAUAAAUAUCGAAGGAUGCGUGAUCAUUUACAGCAAGCUGAGCUAAAUUCGAAAAUUUUCGUCGAUUCGAAAGAAUGCAUGGAUUACAUGAAGACUCUUGGCAGAACAAAGAUACUUUUUGUUACUGAUGAACCUUCCGUUGAUGGUAUUUUAUGCAGACCAGAUGAGCUUGUAAAUGUCCUGUGCUUUUUUGUUAUUUCCAACGAUGAUCAAUGUGAAGAACGUCUAAAUCAGAAGUAUUCCACAACUGCAGUUGUAACGAUUCCGGUUCAACAAGAAUCUCUCGUAGAACUAGUUAAUGUUUACACACGUCUUGAAAUUGAACAAGCAUCAUUUUCUCUUUUCGAUGAAAAUCAAAAAUCAACAAGAAAUUUCAAGACAGAAUUUCCUUCGUUCUUAUGGACACAGUUACUACUUGAGGUUUUAACACAUUCCGUAGAUGACAGAACGAACGCUAUGAACGAAAUGUUGGAUGUUUGUAAACAAGUCUACAAGACCAAUCAAACGCAAUUAAAUGCAAUUGAAACAUUUUCUAACACUUAUGAACCGAGAAGAAAUGCUAUAAAUUGGUAUACAAAAGACAGUUUUUGUUAUCGUAUUCUCAACGAAGCACUUCGAACGGAGAACAUCGAUUAUCUGUAUUCCUUUCGCUUUUUUAUCAGUGAUAUGUGUCAACAAUUGCAACAAGAAAGAUUAAAAAGCAGCCGAUCAAUAAAAUUAUACCGUGGACAGCGAAUGGCUAAAUCGGAAAUUGACAAAUUGAAACAAAAUAUCGGCUCAUUCAUAUCUACGAAUGGAUUUUUAUCGACCUCUCGCAGUAUAAGAGCUGCUACGCUCUUUUUAAAAGGCGGACUUUGCAAAAUAAGUCCUAUUCAAUGUGUAUUAUUUGAAAUUACUAAUGAUCCAUCAGUUAAAUCUGUCAUAUUUGCUGAUAUUAAACAUCUGAGUCAAUUGAAUAGUGAACGUGAAGUCUUAUUUACUCUGUCAUCGGUUUUUCAAAUCAAGGAAGUUUAUUUCGAUGACAAGAAUUUGAAUGUCUGGGUUGUGAAAAUGGUUACAGCAAGCGCAAGUUCGCUCAAAACCCGGAAGUAUAUUGAUGCCGUCAAGAACGAAUACCAGCAUCUAAGUACAGAUGCCAUGUUUGCCAGUCUCCUCAUUACUAUGGAUGAACUAGGGAAGGCUGAAUUGUUUAUCAAACGAAAGUUAUCGAUACUAGCAGAAAAUACUUUAGAAAAUGCGGCAUUUCUUGUUGCAAGUGGAAACCUUCAUCUUCGAAAAUCUCAAUAUAAAAAAGCUGAGGAAGCAUUCAAUCGUGCAUACACAAUUCGACGAGAUUUGUUACCACCCGAUGAUAUGCUUAUUGCUCGAUCUCUGAACGAUUUAGCUGCAGUCUGUUCUUCCAUUUCCGAUCUGAAAAAAGCGAUUGAAUACAACGAACAAGCUCUUGCAAUUGAUCAGAAAUUAUUUCGACAAGAAAACAUAUUAAUCGCCAAAGACAUGAUUUACUUGGGAAAAAACUACGAAGCCAAUAAUGAUUUAGCUAAAGCUUUGUUUUACUUCGAUAAAGCUCUCAAAAUGCAAAAACGUCUGCUACUUCCUGUUGAACAACAUUCGACAAUCGCCAGUACAUUGUGGAGUAUUGGUUUAGUCUAUAUAAAAAGACCUGAUUACAGACUCGCACUUGCCAACUUCGAACAAGCACUUCAGAUCUACGAAACGACAUUACCGUGUGGUCACGAUCAAAUAAUUAAGCUUUUGUCGGCAAUUGUCGAUACUUAUAUUGCAAAAGAAAAUUUUCGCACGGCAUUCGAAUUCUGUGAAACAAAAUUAAAUUAUUUUCUGCUACAGUUAGAAACAGAUCAUCCAAGUAUUGGCAAAAUGUGCAAGUUGAAGGGUUAUAUUGCAUUUAAACGUGGUGAUUACGAUGACGCAUUAAAAUUGUUUCGAGAAGCAGUACAGAUAUUGCAGAAACAUCAAAAAUCUGAGUACGAGUCGAUUUUAGACUGUUUAAAAUAUCUUGUUGAAACAGCGAAACAUAAAGAAGAUCACUUCGAUGCGUUCGAUUAUUUAUCUCUUGCAGAAAAAGUACAAAUGAAAAUAUAUGUACAUGAGCAACCUCAAGUUGGUGAAUUACGUCGACAGGCUGGUUUAGUUCAUAUGCAUUUUAAAACCUAUCGUAUAGCAGAAGAUUAUUUCCGCAAGGCUUUAACAAUAUUCCGACAAAAUUUCAACGAAGAUCAUGACGAUGUCAAAACCACAUUGGAUUAUCUGAAGAAAGUGAAAGACAUACAACACAGAUACUAG